Messenger RNA from Enterobius vermicularis (human pinworm), 213 nucleotides. The record is from the annotation of a GenBank genome assembly. Lineage: Eukaryota; Metazoa; Nematoda; Chromadorea; Rhabditida; Oxyuridae.
AUGGAAGAGCAGAGGAAGGGGUGGGGGAAAGGGAAUUUUGUUCCAUUUUUUUUAGUGCUUUCUGACAUUGCUGCAUCUAUUUUUACUGGUGAUACCGAAGACUGUGAUGAUGAUGGUGCUGAUUAUUAUGAUGAUGAUGAUGGCAGCAGUCUUAAUUCCGGUGGUAUUCCUGUGUGCUUUUUUUUUCACAAAUUGUGCUCUGAUAUUUUAUAG